This is a messenger RNA of Xenia sp. Carnegie-2017, 1055 nucleotides long. RefSeq lists its product as uncharacterized. The transcript has 5 exons. Gene Ontology annotation, cellular component: membrane. The record is from RefSeq and is a predicted model, not a curated record. Lineage: Eukaryota; Metazoa; Cnidaria; Anthozoa; Malacalcyonacea; Xeniidae. The coding region runs from base 189 to 743 and encodes 184 amino acids.
GUAAGAAGAUUGAAUUAUUUAUUUUAAAAGUCUAAAAUAUUAUCCUUUCACUCUCGAAUUCUUCCUCAUUUAAUUUGAUUUGGACAUUGGAAGUAUAUUUUUUGAGAGAUAUUAACCGUCUAUUUCUUCAGUGAAAGAAGUGUUUGUGUAGUUUGUUGCAUUUGAAUUUUUUUCCUUUUAAAAGCAUAAUGCCGCAAUUGACAGGAUUUGACUACGUUAAGAGCUGGGCAGGAUUGUUCAAACUUGGGGAAUUCUUGACGCUUUUGAUUGCCUUUUCGUGCUUGGGAGACUUUGCUGAAAGAUCAGACACUAAUGGAUCUUUUAAAUACUUCUUUUUUGUAACUGUCACUGCAUGGAUAGUUACCAUAAUAUUGUUCUUCAUGUAUUUUUUUGGUAUACAACAAAGGAUAUCUGUUAAUUGGUCGCUAGUGAUGACUAUUUACUCCAUGAUUGUAUCGUUCCUUCUUUUGGUGGCUGCCUCUAUAGUUGCUGAUAAAGCUCGUAAAUACCGCCGUGGUGCCAUAAGGUAUCGUGGUGAAUAUGUCGAUACAUGUGAUCAUUAUGACCAACAUGGAUCUCCAUGUCGAAAUGUUGAAGCUGCUGUGGCAUUUGCAUUCAUGGCAUUGAUGCUCUUUCUGCUCGAUACAUUCUUUUAUUUCAUGGAAUGUCGUUCAUCAGGGCCAUCUGGUGACAGUGGAUUUGUGCAGCACGAAGAUAUUGACACACAGCAAGAGAAUAACUGAUCAUAUUUAAAAGAAUACAUUACAUUUUGAUGUCAAAAUAACUAGUUUGAUAUAACAUUUUCUAGUGCUAACUUCAUGCUCAAAAUAGAUUUUUCCAGUAUAACAAAUUUGAUAAAAUAACCUUUGUCACCACUAGAUUUGAUCUCAUGCUGUUUAAUCACAAUCACCAUGAGGCAGAUCAUACUUUCAAUAAUAAAAUUUGCACAGUUGUAGAGACACAUUCCCUUUAAUAAAGGAACACUAUUCUACUCAUUUAAUACUAUAAAUAAGCUAUUACAAACAGCACUUUAAAUACAUUUAUGAAUUUUCUAA